AUGGCCUCGGGAUGCGAUGAAUCUGCAUUUUCCACGAAUCUCCAAGGCGAUGCCAAUAUCGCCAAUUCACAAACUACCCGCUUACAUGUCCAUCGAGAGGACGUAGACAUCAAAUAUCACAUUUACGGGAAGAGGUGCAGAGUGACACCGCAAACACCCAACACUGCUGGACCAAGAAUAGAGCACCGGGAACUUCGGGGCGGGGCUUGUGGGAGGGGCUUAAAUCUCAGGGUCCUGCUUUGGCGUGGCGCUGAGAGGGGUGAACCUUCAUUGGUCUUCAGCUUUACAUCCGAGGUCAACUUGACCCGGGAAGCGGGAAGCAAGACCAACGCGGCACACUUGGUCUGCCCCCUAGAGGCCCGUAAAGGACUUCCCCGCAAGAACCUACCAGCCACAGCAGCUGCCAUUGGGCGGCCGGAUACCCCACCUCCUGGGCGGAGCCUCGAGGGGGCGGAGCUUAACCUGCGGCGUCAGCCGGGGGCGGCGCCCGGCCUGGAAGACACGGAGGGAGCCCCGGCCGCUGACGCGCUCACCUCGGUGCUGGUCCUGGCCACAGGCUCUGCCCUGCAGCUGACCCUGGACGACGUCGACCUGCUGCUGGAGCCCUCACCGUCGUCCGUCCUGGAAGUGUCCCUCGACGGGCACACCCUCCUCCUGGUUCCCGAGGUCCUCCUGGGUCCUGUCGACCAACGCUCAGAAGAACACAGCGACCCGCCUGUCCACCUGGACCCGGCCGCUUUCCUGGACGCUCCCGCUGAGGACGUCGUUGUCGUCGUCGAGCACGGAUCCUUCGGCGCAUCUGUCCCAGAGUUCGCCGCCCCACAGGACGCCGAGAUCCACGCGCCCUGGAUGGACGCUGCAGCAGGUCUGGCCGCUGGGCUCCUCCCCUCUAGCCCGUCCAUCCUGGAGCUCCAGGGCUCCAUCCUGGAGCUCGAACUUCUGGCUCCCACUCCGAGUCCAGAGAGACGCUCUCCUCGCUCCAUCUUCGACCAGGACAUGCACCUUCUGAGGCCCUUCCCUAGCUCCCCUCUCCAGCCUCUGCCUCCCUCUCCGAGUCCAGGUCCCCAGGAGCGCCCAAAGCGCCCUCCUCGCUCUCCGUGCAAGGCCCGGAGACGCCUGUUCUGGGAAUGAACUGCCUCCCGCAGUCCCUGCCAGAGGAUAUUCUGACAGCUGUUGUGUGUGCAUUACACAACCCGGAAUCGCCAAGCUUGGACUACAGAGAAAUGCUUUCUUUUCCACUGGUUGCCCAACCUAGCCUCGAACUCCCGAUCCUACUGCCUCAGCCUCCAGAAAAGCUGAGAUUACCGGCCCA
Molecule: messenger RNA, 1312 nt
Organism: Tupaia belangeri chinensis (Chinese tree shrew)
Lineage: Eukaryota; Metazoa; Chordata; Mammalia; Scandentia; Tupaiidae
Product: proline-rich protein 23B
Exons: 3
Coding region: 1-1131 (376 amino acids)
Source: RefSeq, a predicted model, not a curated record